AGCAGAUUUUGAAGGGGAGCUCACCAGCAGCAGUCUCCUCUCAUUGUCUCAAUGGCUGCACACGCAUUCCUCUUCUCUGCCUUGCUGUCUGCCCUCAGCCAGCCCACCCUGUCCUUAGAUCAAGUGCCUGCACUCCUGGAGAGAAGCACAGAAGAGGACUAUGUUACCGAGGUUCCAUACCCAGCUGGGAGGAUCAGAGCGGGUGGUCUUGAUGGAAUGAGCUUGGAGACUCAGGGUUAUAUGCCCACUAAAGAAACCCCACUCAGAAGAUUACUGAAGCUGAAUGGCUGGCACCUCCUCAACCAGCAUGGCCAUGGCAAGGGCAAGAGAAAGCUGCUCCAGUCCCCCAUCCACGGGCCCUACUCUCCCCUGAGCGUGUCCUACAAUGGCAAGACCUGCAUCCUUUUCAGGGCCAAGCGCCUGGCCAUCCGCUACCAGAACCACACAUUCGUAGACCUGACGGAGAGGACCUUUGGACCCAACGCCCCUGUGGACACCAAGGGUUCCAUCUGCACCAAGGAGAAGGCUACGCUCUCGCUAAAGUUUGGAGAUGUGGAGGAUCUCAGGGGACUUGUUAUCAGGCUGCAGAUGUCCAACAUUUUCUACGAGUCAGCAGGGCAGAACUGGUUCACCUUAGACAGCGUCCACAUCCACUACAAUUGGACCCAUGAAGCUACGUUCAACGCCAGUGAGGUGUACUCCCCCGCCACCUCCUCCUACCACUGCCAGCAUGUCAGCAGUCAGCACAAAUAUGACACCCUUCUGGUGCCCAGCUCACACACCGACACCUCAGCUAACUGGCACAUCACGUUUACUGACUUCCAGAUCCAGGCUUUCAACGUCAUGUCUGAUAAGUUUGCGUCUGCCAGCGACUGUGCCAACUUCCUGACCCCAGCCAUCCUGAUGGGCCUGGUGACCUCUCUGAUCCUGCUGUUGGUCCUGGCCUACGCUCUGCACAUGGUGGUCCACCUCAAACACAUUGACCGCUACGAGGAACAGAAAGCUAUGGUGUACUUCCCACGCAGGCUGAGCAAAGCUCUAGAAUGCAGAGCCUCGCAGCAGUGCGAGUUACCUGACAAGAACUGCCUGUGAGAGAUGGAGGAAGAAAGAGUGAGAAGAUGAAGAGGGGGGAUGCUGCCAAAUGCAAGAGUGAGAAGAUGAAGAGGGGGGAUGCUGCCAAAUGCAAGAGUGAGAAGAUGAAGAGGGGGGAUGCUGCCAAAUGCAAGAGUGAGAAGAUGAAGAGGGGGAUGUUGCCAAAUGCAAGAGUGAGAAGAUAAAGAGGGGGGAUGUUGCCAAAUGCAAGAGUGAGAAGAUGAAGAGGGGGGAUGCUGCCAAAUGCAAGAGUGAGAAGUUAAAGAGGGGGGAUGCUGCCAAAUGCAAGAGUGAGAAGAUGAAGAGGGGGGAUGUUGCCAAAUGCAAGAGUGAGAAAGUAUCACCCACACAGUUUUCCACGCUUCCAAAUGUUUGUUUACUAGUGACAACUAUUUUGACCUGUUGGCUUUUGUAAUUUCUCCAUAUGUAAGAUCAACACAUUUGACAUGUUAUCACUUCUAAGCUGUCACAUUUUUUUGGAGCAUUAAAACAGUUUUUUACCAUACUUAAUAUUUGUUAUUGAUCUGAACACACAUUAAUAUCCUACGUAAAGAUUAUUGGAUGUUAAACCCUCUUGACGGUGGGGUUAGAGGUCAGGAAGAGACCAGGGGCCCAGGAUGGUCACAGUGUCCCCAGGCUUUCACUUGAGCACCUGAUUCAACAGUUAACGACUGCAGCUAACCCUGCCAUUGUCCAAGCCUGCUAAGCGGCCUUCACUAUUUGGCAUAACUAGACUUUGGUGUGUUGAGUCCCCACUCUCCAUCGCUAGCCUUGACACAUUGACAAAUUCACUAGCUCAUCUUCUAUACGAGCACGAGGAAUCUUUUUAAGUUGAAUUAAGGGUUAAGAUAGUGCUUGAGCUGGAAACUUGUUGGAAUAACUGGAGGGUAUCUCAUGAAUUCUAAAGGACUUUGGUGGGUCAUGGAACAAAACCAUUUGGGAACCACUGGUCUGGCACCUGGCUGGAGUGAACUGAAUUGGUCACUGUGGACCACUGAACCUCUGGGGCGUAGACUUUUGGGACUUACUGUGAAACGGCCUUGAACGGACCAGCAGCCAGUUAGCCUUGCAGGCACUAAUGGCUAACUUUCAACACUAAAGACAAAACACUGCACAAGACUGCCCUUCUGAAGUGAAGCUAAAAGAUUUGCCAUUACACAUGGUGAAGGACAGACUGUGAAAAUGUGAAGAUGAGAAGUACAGUUACAAUGUAUAAAACAAACAAAAAAACACUCAAAUGUACAGAUGUAUCUCUCAGCUGUCUUUUUUUGAACAGUUUAAUCAAUAAAUUAUAUUAUGUACAGGAAGGCUAUUCUACUCCUCAUACUCACAAAGAUAUACACAGUUCUGGUUUGCGAUCACGACACGCAGGUUAAAAUAUCCAAACAAACUCUGAACCAAUUACAUUAAUUUGGAGACAGGUCGAAAAGCAUUAAACAUGUAUGGCAAUUUAGCUAGUUAGCUUGCACUUGCUAGCUAAUUUGUCCUAUUUAGAUAGCUUGCUGUUGCUAGCUAAUUUGUCCUGGGAUAUAAACAUUGAGUUGUUAUUUUACCUGAACUGCACAAGGUCCUCUACUCUGACAAAUUAAUCCACACAUAAAAAAGUCAACUGAAUCGUUUCUAGUCAUCUCUCCACCUUCCACGCUUUUUCAUUGUUGAACUUAUAUGGUGAACGCAAAUAAACUAUCAAUGUAUUACCACGACAACCGGCCACGAAAUUUGUCUUUAAAUCACCAACGUGGGUAUAACCAAUGAGGAGAUGGCACGUGGGUACCUACUUCUAUAAACCAAUGAGGAGAUGGGAGACGGAGGACUUUCAGCGCGAUCUGCGUCAGAAAUAGGAACGACUUCUA
This is a messenger RNA of Oncorhynchus keta (chum salmon), 2945 nucleotides long. RefSeq names its product V-type proton ATPase subunit S1-like protein. The coding region runs from base 52 to 1092 and encodes 346 amino acids. The record is from RefSeq and is a predicted model, not a curated record. Gene Ontology annotation, cellular component: proton-transporting V-type ATPase complex. The transcript has 6 exons. Lineage: Eukaryota; Metazoa; Chordata; Actinopteri; Salmoniformes; Salmonidae.